Messenger RNA from Castor canadensis (American beaver), 2779 nucleotides. It is a transcript of the gene Setd6, whose product is annotated as SET domain containing 6, protein lysine methyltransferase. Gene Ontology annotation, molecular function: protein-lysine N-methyltransferase activity; protein binding. Gene Ontology annotation, cellular component: nucleus. The record is from RefSeq and is a predicted model, not a curated record. Lineage: Eukaryota; Metazoa; Chordata; Mammalia; Rodentia; Castoridae. Gene Ontology annotation, biological process: peptidyl-lysine monomethylation.
GCCGGAAGCGCCUGCGCGGACCCACUGACCGGCGGCGUGCACUUGGACCAUGGCGACUCAGGCCAAGCGGCGGCGGGUGGUGGGGCCCACGGGCGGCGGGGAGCCCGACACGGAUCCUGUGGCUGGCUUCCUGCGCUGGUGCCAGCGAGUGGGACUGGAGCUGAAUCCCAAGGUGGUGGUGACUAGGCAGGGCACGGUGGCCGGCUACGGCAUGGUGGCUUUGGACAGCGUGCAACCUGGAGAGCUGCUGUUCGCGGUUCCGCGGGCCGCGCUCCUGUCGCCGCACACCUGUUCCAUCGGAGGCCUACUGGAAAGAGAGCGAGGCGCGCUGCAGAGCCAGUCGGGCUGGGUGCCGCUGCUGCUGGCGCUGCUCCACGAGCUUCAGGCCCCAGACUCACCCUGGAACCCAUACUUUGCGCUCUGGCCUGAGCUGGGUCGCUUGGAGCAUCCCAUGUUCUGGCCAGAGGAGGAGCGGCGGCGCCUGCUGCAGGGCACAGGUGUCCUGGAGGCAGUGGAGAAGGAUUUGACCAACAUCCGCAGCGAGUACUCUUCCAUCGUCCUACCCUUCAUGGAAGCCCACCCAGAUCUCUUCAGGUCUGGAGUUCGCUCCGUGGAACUCUAUCACCAGCUUGUGGCCCUUGUUAUGGCCUACAGCUUUCAAGAACCACUGGAGGAAGAGGACGACGAAAAGGAGCCAAACUCGCCUUUGAUGGUGCCUGCUGCAGACAUACUAAACCACUCAGCCAAUCACAAUGCCAAUCUAGAGUAUUCUGCGGAUUAUCUUCGGAUGGUGGCUACUCGCCCCAUUCCUAAAGGCCAGGAGAUUUUCAACACUUAUGGGCAAAUGGCUAAUUGGCAACUGAUCCAUAUGUAUGGUUUUGUCGAACCAUAUCCUGACAACACAGAUGACACAGCAGACAUUCAGAUGGUGACUGUUCGUGAAGCUGCAGUGCAGAGAGCUAAAAGUACAGCUGAAAGGCUCCUGCUGUAUGAGCGCUGGGAUUUCUUAUGCAAGCUGGAGAUGGUGGGGGAAGAGGGAGCAUUUGUGGUUGGGCGUGAAGAAGUGCUAACUGAAGAGGAGCUGACCACAACACUCAGGGUACUGUGUAUGUCUGCUGUGGAGUUCAGAGAGUAUAAAGACCGGGAUGAAUGGAGAGAGGAUGAAAGCAGAGAGGACAGCCUGACUAUCACAAAUAUCCCCAAACUUAAAGCAUCAUGGAGACAGCUUCUUCAAGAUAGUGUUCUGUUGACUCUGCAGACCUAUGCCACAGACCUAAAAGCAGAGCAAGACUUGCUUAGUAAUAAGAUCUAUGCCAAACUCAGCUGGAGGGAACAGCAGGCCUUACAGGUUCGCUAUGGUCAGAAGAUGAUCUUACAUCGGUUGUUGGAAAUGACAAGCUAAAAGGUCCCCUCUUGCUUGAAGGAAAAUCAGUAACUUCAAUAUGAACUGCUGUUCCUUGCUGCUUGAAAAGGAGGAAAAUUUGGAUCUUUGGCCUUUGUUACAACGUACCAGAAGGUAGCAGAGGUGGUGUGCUAUUUUAAGGAAAGUGACAUUUUUAAGGACUGGGAUCAGCAGGCUUCCAGUUGUUACUUAACACUGCAUUCUAUAGCUGUUUCAUUCUGCUGCAAGAUGGAAUGAAUAGCAUUUAAUAAGGGUUUUGGAGGCAGACCUGAUUCAAAUCUGGGUCUGCGUGGAGGAAGUCACUAAACCUUUUUCGAAGCUCCCAAUUCUGUUGGCAGACAGGACUGGUGCUGGGCAGCAGAGUGGGUUGCUUAUGACCAGUUAUGGGACCAGCACUCUGCAGAUGGUAUGACUCACCCUUGAAGGAAUCUACCCCAAGAUACCCAAGGACACCACACUAAUGUUAAGACUCCAGCUGUUUACUUUUUGAACUUUUUUGCCCACCACCCCCCAGCCAUGAAACUUUUAAUGUGGGUUACAGUAAUUUAAGUGGGAUGUUUCGUAAUUUAAUUUGACCAGAGAUUUUCCAGUUUCAAGUUUUCUUCUGUUGAAACAGAAAAAAGCUAUACAAAAAUAAUUUUCUUACUUGGCAUGGUGGCGCAUACCUAUAAUCCUAGCACUCAAGAGCCUGAGGCAGGAGGACCAGGAGUUCAAGGUCAAAAAAGCUCCAGCUUAGUAUUUAUAAAAGUUGUAUCAUUCAAGAAGUGGUGUCCUAAUGGCUGAGCUCUGCAAGGCUGGGCUGUCUACUUUUCUCCUUACCAGUACUGGCUGCUGCUACAUGAUUUUAAUGUUUAGCUGUAGUCUGCACACACCCAAGAAGUCAUUGAGCUAGGGCACAGGAAGUAGAAAAGCUUCAGAAUAAACCACAAAACUUUAAAAAUCCUUACAAAAAGAGGAUGUUUUGGUUUUUGACAUUUUGUUCAACUGGACUAUAUGGCUUGAGUGAUAAGAACAAUUUUUUUCCCAGUUUUCAAGUAUCAGAAGAGGAAUUGGGGCGGGGAGGGGGGUGGGACAGCAGCCUCUAGAUCUAGUUUGAUUUUUCCUCAAGUGAGGCACCGAGAAGCUGGCACAAAUGCUUUCCCUACAGUCAGCUUUACAAUGGCUCCCAGCAAAGGCAAGCAACGCCCUCCCACCCCGCCCCAACCUCAACUGUCAGCCCAUCCCAUAUUCCCUGCAGAUCAUACCUUAGCACAUCCAUGUCUUUAAUAACUUAGUGGCUUUCAAGGUCUCCUAUCCACAUUAAGAAAAAAAUACAUCACAAGAAUUUAAUAUUUUACUGUUCUUUGGGAUACCAGGAAUGUCAGAAGACAUGGAGCU